This is a messenger RNA of Daphnia magna, 821 nucleotides long. RefSeq lists its product as uncharacterized. The record is from RefSeq and is a predicted model, not a curated record. Bases 131 to 646 code for a protein of 171 amino acids. The transcript is spliced from 3 exons. NCBI's taxonomy places the organism in Eukaryota, Metazoa, Arthropoda, Branchiopoda, Diplostraca, Daphniidae.
UGGUCUGUACAAAAUUUUAAUUUUGUCUGCACUUAAAUGCUGACGUUGUACUGCAAAAACCGUUUUACGCUUCGCCGCGAACUUUUUUUUCCGUGCAUUUUUCUUUUUCAGAAAUAAGUGUUACACGAGGAUGAGGAACUAUGUACGAAAAACUGACAGGGGAAAAACGCCUAGUGAGGUUAUCGAAAGAGCAAUUGAUGUUGUUCUUACAGAAGGAAGAGGAAUAACUGAGGUUGGAGAAAUGUUUCAGAUUCCCAGAAGAAGUCUUGCUAGAUACGUAGACAAGAAUAAGAAUGUGCUACCCUGUAAACAAAAAUAUGGUUAUUCAAAGAUUCGUCAGGUUUUCACAGAUGAGGAGGAGGCUAUACUAGUGAAAUAUUUGCAUCGAGCAGCAGAUAUUUAUUUUGGAUUGUCACCACUGGACGUUAGGAAACUAGCAUUUCAAUUGGCCACCAAAAUGAACAUCAAAAUUCCCUUGUCGUGGACUACAAAAUGCUUAGCUGGCCCUGACUGGUUUAGCUCAUUUCUUAAGAGACAUAAUACCACAGACAACGAAGUGGAAGACUGCGAUCGCCUAUACUGGCCAAAGGGCGAUGCUCGUGACUGCCACCAGGUUCGCGUCGUAUGUUCUAGGCCCGUUUCUUAAAGAAUUUUAUUAUGUCCCUACUGAUCAGAUGCUUUACACACCCGGGGUUUGUGAGGAAACUAUUGCAUCAAAUUUUUUUAUUUUUAUUUCUUAAUCACCUGUAGCCCUUUGUAAAAUCCCUUGAAUUAUUUUAUAAUUUAUGUAUAACUUAGCGGUUAGGAAAUAAAUUAAUGUU